AUGAAGCCUCUCCUCCCCCUCCUCCUCUCCGUCCUCCCAGCAACAACCUCCGCCUGGACCUUCACCUGGCGAAACGCCUCCUCAUCCAGCUUCCUCAAAAACAGCCACGACCCAAUCCCCUGCACGAACAUCGACCAAGCAAAGGGCCAGGAGUUCGACUUCCACCCCGAAAACGACAACUACAACCUCUACGUCUGGGCCACGGAGAACUGCACCGGCGAGUACGCAGGGUAUACGACGCCCGACGUGUGGCGGAAAAAGGCGAGCAAGGAUCUGCGCUCGUAUUUGGUUGAUUAUGGCGAUGGGUCGGGGCCGAUGUCCACGGCUUUAGCGACGGCCUCUACGAGUACAUCGACUUCGUCUGCUUCUACUUCUACAGCGUCGACCACGUCAACAACAGGGACAGCUGCGGCUUCAGCGUCAGCUACAGCUACAGCCAGUGCUUCGAGUUCAGCGUCAUCCGACACCGAAAACGGAUCAGCCAUUUCUGGCGGCGCCAUCGCAGGCAUCGUGAUAGCCAUAGUAGCCGGCCUAAGCAUCCUCGGCGCCGGAUUCUUCUACCUCGGACGUCGAGCUCGACGCGGAAACACGACUCUUCCUGGUAGCAAUCCAUCCCAGGCAUCGCCACCACCACCACCGCAGAACAUGUACCCAUCCCCGAGCUCGAUACCACCCAGCUCGUCGCACGGCGGCGCAGAAACCGGCUUCGGAGCUACAGCUCAAUACCCGCAAGCCCAUGGGCCAACACAGCAACAGCAGUCGAUGCUGUAUUACGGUGAUUCGUCGCCUCUAGCGCAGACGCACUCUCAGCAGAUGGAGAUGAAGUCGGGGACGCAGAAAGAGUGGGUUGAGCUUCCGGGGGAGGAUAUGGCGGCGGAGUUGAGUGGUAGUCGGCAGGUGAAUGAGUUGGAGGGACAUUCGAAGAUGAUGUAUCAAUGA
Molecule: messenger RNA, 939 nt
Organism: Aspergillus melleus
Lineage: Eukaryota; Fungi; Ascomycota; Eurotiomycetes; Eurotiales; Aspergillaceae
Product: EGFR-like transmembrane domain-containing protein
Exons: 1
Coding region: 1-939 (312 amino acids)
Source: RefSeq, a predicted model, not a curated record